AUGGCCGCCGCCGCGACCAACGCGGCGGCGCCGCGCGUCGCCCCACCCCUCGCCCCCUCCGCGACCCGCCGCCGCGCGACGACAACGACGACGCGCCGCAGCUCCGGCGACGGCGUGGAGGGCGUGCCGCUCGCGGAUCGAGGCGCGUCGUCGUCCCCCGUCAUCCACUUCUGGCACCUCUGGGCGUCGUCCCCCGCGUGCCGCGCGGCGGUGCAGCGCUGGGGCAAAGGCAGCCCGUUCCGCGACGCGCCGCUCCUCGAGAGCCGCGUGCGCGCGCUGACGCGCGUGUUCGACGCGCGCAGCGGCGUCGACGUCCCCGCGCUGCUGACGCGCGAGCCGGAGCUGCUGCUGCGGGAUUUUCGCGACGUCACGCGCGCGGUCGUGGCGGUGAAGGCGGCGGCGCCGGAGAUGGACGGCGCGGCGUUGACGCGCGCGCCGGGGCUGUUGCUCUGCGACGCGGAGGACCUGGCGCGAGCGCGGCGGGCGCUGGAGGGGGAGGUGGGGAAGCGCGAGGCCGCGCGCGUCAUCCGGAAGAGUCCGGAGGAGCUCAUGAAGCGGACGCGGCGCGCGGCGGAGGAGGACGAGAUGCGCGCCGCGGUGACGAUGCAGUACGGCGAGGCCAUGGAGCCGCCGUGA
Messenger RNA from Micromonas pusilla CCMP1545, 636 nucleotides. RefSeq lists its product as uncharacterized. Bases 1 to 636 code for a protein of 211 amino acids. Lineage: Eukaryota; Viridiplantae; Chlorophyta; Mamiellophyceae; Mamiellales; Mamiellaceae. The record is from RefSeq and is a predicted model, not a curated record. The transcript is spliced from 2 exons.